CGUUAUAAUUCUUCGAGAAAGACCUGACAAACUGACCGCAUAGUGAAGUAGCAUGGGAAUAGUAUGACAACACAAGAAAUUUGUUCAAGAGAAGGUUCCACCAUUAGCAUUGUUCAAAUAAUUAAGAAGAAAAUUGUAGAUUUUAAAGAAGAGUUUUCGAUCAAGAAAAUACUCACUUGGACUGUACCCUGUUUCAUUGGUUUUGGAUCCUGGUUUCAUCGACCAGAGUUUCUUGCCGGAACAAAAUUCUUCAGAAUUCUUUUCAACUUCCAUUGAUUUUCUUGCCUUACAUUGGAAAAGAAGGUGUCAUUGUUGAAACACAGAUGCCAAGAAACUUUUGCAGAUCAAAAAUAUGAUGGUUUCCAAGAUGGGCUCUUCCUCUGGAAGAAAAGGAAAAGUUGUUGCUUUGAUCAGUACUGUGGUAGUGAUUUCUGGCUGCAUCGCUCUCUUAGUGUGGCUCACAGUCAGAAAACAAUUUCUAGAAGACAUGGAACCAAGGCCCUCCUUUUAUUCAGGCGGAAACGUGUUAGAUUAUUUGCUUAAUCUGAAGAGAAUUGACAGAAAAGAUGGAUUGUUGGUCACCUGGUAUCAUGCUGCAAAUAGUAAGAGUGACAUGGAAGAGGCCUUAAAAGCUGAUGUCAUGGCGCUAGAAUCUGAUGUCACCCUUGAAGGAUACAAUACACCCAAUGAGACAGAGACACCGAUUAUGGCCCACCCGCCUAUCAUCUACAGUGACAAUACGCUUCAGGAUUGGCUGACGACAGUGCUCAGGUUAUCUGAUAAAGUGAUCAAGCUGGAUUUCAAAAACAUCAAGACAGUGGGCCCAUCACUGGAUAUCUUACUAAAAGCAUCUUCUGAGUUGAAUGUCAACCGACCGGUUUGGCUAAAUGCAGAUAUUCUGAAAGGCCCAAAUGUCCCUAUUAAUAUUGCAGUUAAUGCAAGCCAAUUCCUGACUCUCAUUCAGGAGAAGUUUCCAAACUGCACUCUUUCUCCAGGAUGGACAACCCUCUAUUUAUCUCUCUUUCCAAACAAAACCUAUACGCGGAGUAUGGUGGAGGAAAUGCAUUCCCUUGUGGGAAACCUGCCUCAGCAAAUUACCUUCCCUGUAAGAGCUGUCAUGGUAAAACCAGCCUGGACUCAUCUGAGUUGGCUUCUGAGUCAAUCCAAAAGAUACAGUCUGACUUUGUGGCAAGGGAAGAAUGAUCCAGUUACUGUGGAAGAUCUCCUGUUUAUUCGAAACAACAGCAAACCUGAACAAAUCUAUUAUGACCUUUAUGAACCUAUUUUGUCUCAAUUCAAAAAAUUGGCACUCUCUCAACCAGAGUCAAGUCCAAAAAAAGGAUGGAGAAAUUAAAUGAAAAAUUUUGGAAAAAAGAAUGGAGCCAAUUAAUGUACUGCUAAUUUACAACACAGGGAAUGUUUGACAAUUUAAAAUGGACUUUUUGGAUUUUGGAAGAUACAGACAUUGGAGGCAACUUUAUUACAUGGAUUCAAUUAAUAUAUACUUCACAAAUGGUACAAAUAAAUAUGAAGGGGGAUUGAUCAAGCCUUGUCAAAUACAAAAAAGGAUUGAGACAGAAAAGCUCAUUUUUUGCAUAGUUAUUCAUUCUGGGUCUUGAUGUUUCAAAUAGAGCUAAAAGACAAGAUGACAAAAUUAUUGGAGUGAAAGUUUUAAAAAAGGAGUUUAUAAAUUAAGGGCAUUUGCUGCUGAUUUGAUUUUAAUUUUGGGGAACCGUAUAAAAGGGACAGAUGUAUUAAUGUAAAAAUCUUGGAAUUUGGUGCAUUGGCUGGAUUUAAAAUUGAUGAAAAAAUGAAGAUGUUGACAAAGAACAUAAAGAUGGAAGAGCAAAAAGAAUUAAUUAUAAAAGCUAGAUUUCAGAUUGAGGAAAAAAGGGAACUAUUUGGGUAUUACUAUUACUACCAUGACUUGUAAGUUAUUUCAAAAUAAAAUAUGGAAUGAAAUUAAAUAGGAUUUAUUAAUGUGAGAAAAAUGACAGAUAUCACUUUUGGGAAGAACUUCUUUGUUAGCUAGAAUGUUAUUCUUAUUUCAGACAAUACCUAUUUUGAUAACUGAUAUACCAUUUGAACAGCGCAAAAGACAUAUCCAGGUUUAGAAGGCAGGAGAAAAAACCCUCAAAGAUUAAAUGUAAGUUUCUCCAACAUGCAAAGGAGACAAGAGGAUUGAAUUACCUGAUUUUAAAUGGUACUUUCCUGUCUGCAGUUUGGUUUGGAUGAAGGAAUGACUGGUGUUAAGAAAUAAGAGACUUUUAGAUUUAGAAGAUUUAGAUAAUCAUCUUAGGGUAUGAUAAAGUAAAUCUAGAUUUUAAAAAUCAUUAUAUUAGGAAUAUAAUACUAGGAACAUGGAAUAGAUACAAACCUUUGAAGACCUCAACUCAAGAAGUGUUUUAUAGAUAGGAAACACCAGGCAAAGAUAAAUGGUUAACAUGUAAAGACUUCCUAGCACAGGAGAAAGGGGAGCUUAAGUUGAAACCAAGAGAACAAUUGACUGCAGAGGAGUUUAGUUUUCUUAAUAUGCAAAUGAAGGACAAGAUGUAAUAUAGAUUUAAAAAACCUACCAGGAAUAGAAUAUGAUACAAUGAAAUUUGAAAAUGAAUUACAUGAUUGCUAAAAUGUGUGACCUUUUGUUGAGAUUUGAAAAAAAGAGGAAGAGCAAAUUAAAAGAAUGUAUGUUAAAAAUGGCUCAAGAAUUUUGGUGAUAAUAUUCAGAUGGAUCAAUGGAAUAGAAUGUGGUUAAAAGCAAUAACAAUAGCGUUUAGACUUACUGUAUAUACUGCGUUAUAGUGCUUUACAGCGUCUCGAAGCGGUUUACAGAGUCAGCUUCUUGCCCGCAACAAUCUGAGUCCUCCUUUUACCCACCUUGGAAGGAUGGAAGGCUGAGUCAACCUUGAGCCUGGUGAGAUCUGAACCACCAAAUUUUAGGCACCCGACAGUCAGCAGAAGUAGCCUGCAGUACUGCACUCUAACCACUGCGCCGGCAAAGCCUGA
Molecule: messenger RNA, 3006 nt
Organism: Ahaetulla prasina
Lineage: Eukaryota; Metazoa; Chordata; Lepidosauria; Squamata; Colubridae
Gene: FAM151A
Product: family with sequence similarity 151 member A
Exons: 7
Coding region: 353-1354 (333 amino acids)
Source: RefSeq, a predicted model, not a curated record